This is a messenger RNA of Diversispora eburnea, 1065 nucleotides long. The record is from the annotation of a GenBank genome assembly. NCBI's taxonomy places the organism in Eukaryota, Fungi, Glomeromycota, Glomeromycetes, Diversisporales, Diversisporaceae.
AUGAUUUUAGCCACUUCAUCAAAAACUUCGGAAACUAUACGAGAUUUUUCUCGAGAAUUUGAUAUCGAAAUUGAUGACAAAGAUACAUUUGUAAUAGAUCAUUUUAAUUAUGAUAUAUUUGAUGAAGGAGGAAAACAUACACUUGUAAUUAUUGAUAAUAAUAAAGGCAAUAAUGAUGAUAGCAUAACAAAUAAUCCAGCAAUAUUAAGUAAAGAAGUUAUUGAAGGAUCACCGAUACUUUUUAGAGGGAUAGGUCAUAAAGUUGGUUCAUCACCAUUAUUAGUAAAAAUUUUAUGGGGAAGGAAUACUUCUUAUUCAUAUGAAGUUCGAGAAGAUCAAAAAAAUAUAGUAGAUCAAGUACCUUUCAUUUCAGGAAAUCAGAUUGGACUUGUAACCGCAUUACAAGCAAGAAAUAAUGCAAGAAUUACUUUCGUGGGAAGUUUGGAAUUCUUUAGUGAUAGAUUUUUUGAUUCUCCUGUUCAUAAUGUCGUUACUUCAGAAAAAUUCCCUAAAUCGGGUAACGAAGAUUUUGCUAUGGAUUUAGUAAAAUGGACUUUCCAGAAGAAAGGAGUUAUUAAGGUUAUUUCUCGACAUCAUAAUAAGGAAGGAGAAACAGAACAAUUGGAGACGUAUCGAAUUAAAGAUAACAUUACGUAUACCAUUGAGAUUUCAGAAUAUGUAAAUGAUCAAUGGCAAGCAUUUAAUGGCACAGAUGUACAAUUUGAAGCUAUAAUGUUAGAUCCAUAUAUUCGAAAAACUCUUACUCCCACUUCAUCACCUGAUUUAGAAUCUCGUAAAUUUAUAACGAAUAUUCAACUUCCUGAUGUUUACGGAGUAUUCACAUUUAGAGUUAAUUAUAAACGACCAGGAUAUUCUUAUAUAGAUGAUAAAUCAGUAGUAGCUAUUAGACCUUUUAGACAUAAUGAAUAUCCUAGAUAUAUAUCGGCCGCUUAUCCUUAUUAUACUGUAACUGCUUCUAUGAUAGUAUCAUUUUUAAUAUUUUCUAUUGUUUGGAUUUUUAAUGAAGAUCCUUCUAGUAAGAAUAAAACGAAGAAAACGAAUUGA